This is a messenger RNA of Bombina bombina (fire-bellied toad), 3028 nucleotides long. RefSeq names its product kinesin family member C3 (gene KIFC3). Gene Ontology annotation, molecular function: ATP binding; microtubule motor activity; microtubule binding. The coding region runs from base 167 to 2674 and encodes 835 amino acids. The record is from RefSeq and is a predicted model, not a curated record. Lineage: Eukaryota; Metazoa; Chordata; Amphibia; Anura; Bombinatoridae. The transcript has 18 exons. Gene Ontology annotation, biological process: microtubule-based movement.
CUCCCUUCUAUUGCAAACCCUCCCCCAUGUGUCUGUUUUCCUCUCGGUUACUUGCCCUUCAUCCUGUGAAGUUUGCAAUGGACUCGGUGCCUGUUUGUGCCCGUUUAGAUAAGGAUAUUGGUGGUUUGCUGUGGGGGAUCUUUUUAGAGCCACUGACUCACAGACAAUGGUGGGGACCCUGAACCAGAUGCAGCAAAGUUCACAAGAUGACAAAGAGGAAGUUCUAGAUGAGAAGCUACAUAACAAAAUGGACAUGCAGUAUAUGAAAGACUUCCAAGUCAGGAGGCCAGUACCUGUGAAGCUGCGGCAGAAGAGUUCUUUACAGGAAAUGUUGUCAGCAAAAAGGCAGACGCAAAUCAAACAUGUUCUUGAAGAUACAAACGGGGCACAAGGAAAUCUGGAAUUGCUUAUGCGCCCGACAGACAAAAGAGCAUGUCAGGAAGGAGAGCUACAUGAGAAAACUCAUAUUCGGGAAAAGAAGUUAGAGACAUUAGUUCUGCCAGAGUGGAUACAGAUACUGAGCAAGAAGCAGAACUUGCAAGACGCAAGCAGUCAGCAGGAGAAGCUAGACAAGAAGGAUAAAGAGCAAGGAGGCGUGUGCAGGAAGCUUCAGCAGGUUCAACGGCAUGCGGAGGAGAUCAGCAGUCUUCAGAUAGAGCAGGGUGGAACAGAUUUAGAGAAACACAGGGACCUCCUGGUGUCAGAGAAUGAGCGUUUAAAGCAGGAACUACAGAUUUUGAGGAAUCGUAUUGAAUGUGAAAAUAAUCAGGAAUUGAAGGCCUUAAAGCAGCGACUGUGUGACCUGGAACAAGAGGAGGGUGAGCGGAAGCUACUGAUCUCUGCUUUGCAGAGGGAAGUGCAGCAGAAGUCUGAGCGUUUGGCGGAGGCUGAGCUGCGUUUGAGGGACUCUGUAAGGGAGAAGGUGGAAGAAGAGGAACGACUGAGCCGUAUAAUACGAGAGCACCAACUUUCCCAGCAACCCCAGAUAAAGUAUGUGGUGAAAACAGUAGAAGUGGAGUCUGAGAAGAUGAAGUCUGCUCUCAGUCAGGCUCAGAACCACAGCCGGUACCUGCAGGAACAGAUUGAUAUUCAACGUCAGGCUCUGCAGGAGAUACAGGAACAACUCCAGAGGGAACAAAAGGAUGCUGCACAUCUCCGGCAACAGGUUGAACUCUAUGAGCAGGAGUUGGAUCAGUCUCAGGCCCAGAUGGUGCAGGAGUAUCAGUCUCUGCAGGAAGAGAAAGAACAAGCAGUUGCUGAUGCCUUCAAAAGAGCACAAGAGGAGAUGAGAGCUGUGCACUAUAGUCUGGAUGGUGUGCGUAAGAACCUCCUUACUCUGCAGCCUGCUCUUCGAACUCUAACCUAUGAUUACAACGCACUCAAGCGUCAAGUACGAGAAUUUCCUGUUAUGCUGCAUGAAGCCAUGAGUGACGCACACAAGGAGUUUGCACUGGCUGUUCAAAGUGUUCGAGAUACAAAUACAGAACUUUUGAGAAAAUAUCAAAGAGAACUUCAGCUACGCAAAGAGUGUCACAAUCAAUUGGUUCGGCUCCGAGGCAAUAUACGUGUCCUUGCUCGAGUCAGGCCGAUCACUCCAGAGGAUGGAGGGGGGGCAGGAGCACAGAAUGUGGUAAACUUUGACCAUGAUGAUGAUGGUAUUUUGUACGUCACCCACAAAGGGAAGGAUCUCAGCUUUGAACUUGAUAGAGUCUUCACCCCACAUGCAACACAGGAAGAGGUAUUCCGGGAGGUUUCACCACUCAUCACUUCAUGUCUGGACGGUUACAGUGUCUGUAUUUUAGCUUAUGGGCAGACUGGCUCUGGGAAAACGUACAGCAUGGAGGGCAUUUCUUCAGACCCUGGUAUUAACCAGCGAGCCCUGCAACUUCUUCUGGCGAACGUGAAAGAGCGAUCCAGUGCCUGGGAGCACCAGAUGAGCGUUAGCAUGGUUGAGAUUUACAAUGAAUCCCUACGCGACCUGCUGGGCACAGACCCUCAAAGCUCUCUGGACAUAAAGAUCUCCCCAGGGAGUGGAGGGGAGCUGUAUGUUCCUGGCCUGACCCAGAAGAGUGUACAGAGCAUGCAAGAUAUCAAUAAGAUCUUAGAUAUGGGCCACAAGCAGCGCGCCACAGAUAACACAAAUCUCAAUGCCCACAGCUCGCGUUCUCACGCCAUGCUUAUCCUUACAGCUAAAGGCAGAGAAACUAGCACUGGCAUUUGUACGACAGGUAAACUUUACCUAGUGGAUCUAGCUGGAUCAGAAAGGGUGUCACGCUCAGGGGCAGCUGGUGAUCGCCUGCGUGAGGCUCAGUGCAUUAACCGGUCACUGUCUGCUCUGGGCGACGUGUUCUCAGCUUUGCGAUCACAGCAGGGACAUGUUCCUUAUCGUAAUUCCAAGCUCACAUAUCUGCUACAAGAGCCUCUGAGCCGUGAUGGGAAGGCUCUGCUACUUCUACAGGUUUCCCCGGCUGAGAAGAAUGUGAAUGAGUCCCUCUGCUCACUGAGGUUUGGAGAUAGGGUGCGGGCAGUAGAGUUGGGUGCACCUGCAAGAAAAAUCGACGUUUCAUCCCCUUCCAAUGCAGAGAGUGAAAAUGCAUCACCGCGUAACUCCAAAAGCACUUCUAUUCGAAGAAAACCCACAAGCUCGGUCCGUCAUCGUAUAGGACCGCCGUGAAAAGAGAUAAGUUAGGAUUCGCAAUCACAGAAGAUUUUGUCUCAACUAACAAAGGUUUGUUGGCCUUGACAAUCUACUCUUCAGAAAUCAGAGCCACUUUACCGCUUCUCAUCUUGUCAUGGAAUUACAGUUUCUGAGAAGUUGGAAACCACAGCUGGUGUUCCUGGGGGAGUGUGGCAAACAGGAGUCCAUGUCUAAUGCACCUUACCUUUCUCAAUUGCAGGUCCCAACAGUGACUCAUGUUUAAGCACAAUUGCUUAUAAAUAUAGAUCAAUAUAAAUAUAUACAUUUUAUUUCUGUAAUAAUAUAUUUAUAGAUUAUAUGUACUAUUUCAUAAAAAAUAUUUUAUAAGAA